GGGUACUAAGAAUAUCUUCUGCCGCAAGAUAAGACAUCAUAAUUCUUGUUCUUUCUGCUCUCUAUAGAAUUGACGUAUGCAUCCAUAGAACUGCUGACCAUGGUUCACUACCUGUUUCGGCGACAUCAUUCAGUUCUUUCGCGGUGUCGAUUUGUUGUCGCGAAGUUGAUGUGACGUUUUUCCUUCUUAGUACUUACUAUCGCAGUAAUAAAAAGUAGAGCGGUCUCCUUUCCUUUCCCUCCUCACUACGUUCCGUCGGCUACAGAAGUAACGACACCUGAUUAGCUCUCAUGCGGUGCUUUCUUCCCUGCCGUGCGCUGCCGGCCACAGCGGCCUUGCUGCGCCGAUCUUUCAGCACAGCGUCGCCGGUAUGCAACGCGGCUGCCGUCGGUGCAGCGGCGCCGUUGCCCACGACGAACAGCCCUCUCACCCCCGAAGAGCUGCAGCGCAUCGCGCACUUGAUCGAGAACGACCCCCGCAUUCUGAUGGAGGUGGUGGCCAGCAUGGACCCACAGAGCCGCCGCCGCUUGGUGGUGGCCGGCGGUGCGAUGGAGUGGUUUGGAACGGAGAGCGCUGCGCGAGAAGUCGAGAAGGCGGACGCCGACAAGGACCGCCAGAUUUCACCGAAGGACUUCGACCACUGGUUUGAGAUCGCCCUAAAGCGGCGCCAGGAAGAGCAGAAGAAGCGUGUGACGGAGGCGAAGCAGACGGCGAGCACGACGACGGUGAUGGCGUCCAAGGCACUGCCCUUCGCGGCACUCUUCAUGAUUGCCCUCGAGGCCGGCCUACCGUUUGUCGGCUUUGGUUUUCUCGACAAUGCGACCAUGAUUUUGGCGGGCGACAUGAUCGACGGCAGCCUGGGCUUUUACCUGAACUGCUCCGUGCUCGCCUCCGCUGCCAUGGGCAACGUGUGCUCAGGCAUGUUGGGGAUGCAGAUACACGGGCUGAUCGACAAGGCGGUGCAGAAACUGAACUUCAACACGCCGGUGCUGACGGAGGAGCAGAUGAAGGACCGGCGAGUUUUCUUGGCGGGUCACCUCGGUGGUACGGUGGGCAUCAUGAUAGGUCUGAUCCUCGGCAUGCUACCGCUGCUUUUUCUGGACGGUGACACGACGGAGAAGUCCGACUACGCGAUGUUUCACCGCUGGGACGUCAACAACAGCGGGUACAUCGAGCUGCCCGAGUUUGAGCAGGUGCUAAAGGAGAUUGGUUUGCGGCAGACGGACACGAAGGCGAAGGGUUUGAUCGAGAAGUACGGCGAGAAUAAUCGAGUGGACUUUGAGCAGUUUGCGCAGCUGAAGGCGGACCUGCGUGAGGGCAAGCCGAUUUUCGAUUAA
This is a messenger RNA of Leptomonas pyrrhocoris, 1337 nucleotides long. RefSeq lists its product as hypothetical. The transcript has a single exon. Gene Ontology annotation, molecular function: calcium ion binding. The record is from RefSeq and is a predicted model, not a curated record. NCBI's taxonomy places the organism in Eukaryota, Euglenozoa, Kinetoplastea, Trypanosomatida, Trypanosomatidae. Bases 291 to 1337 code for a protein of 348 amino acids. Gene Ontology annotation, cellular component: mitochondrion.